UCUUACAGAGAGAUCUAGCUGAUGUUUCUGAAGAUGAGUGGAAGAAUAUUCCAGAAGUUGGUGAUGCUAGAAAUAAACGUCAAAGAAACCCUCGACCUGAAAAAUAUACACCAGUACCUGAUUCAAUUUUAGCAAAAGCAGGACUGCCAAGUGAUAGUGUCUCAUCACUUGAUCCUUUGCAACAGGGCUAUGGUGGAGGACUUAUGACUCCUUAUCCUGGAGCAAAUACACCUGGUGGUAUAAUGACUCCUGGCUGGGCAACUUCCAGUGUUGAUUUGGAUUUGCGAAAGAUUGGGCAAGCUAGAAAUGCUUUAAUGGAUAUAAAGCUUAAUCAAGUAUCUGAUUCUGUUAGUGGCCAAACUGUUAUUGAUCCUAAAGGUUAUCUUACAGAUUUGCAGUCAAUGAUUCCUAUGCAGGGUUCUGAUAUUAGGGACAUCAAAAAGGCCAGACUUUUACUCAAAAGUGUUAGAGAGACCAAUCCUAACCAUCCACCAGCUUGGAUAGCUUCAGCUCGACUAGAAGAAGUCACAGGCAAACUCCAGACAGCUCGUAAUCUAAUUAUGAAGGGAUGUGAAAUGUGUCCCAAAUCAGAAGAUGUUUGGUUAGAAGCUGCUCGUCUGCAGCCAUCUGAUUUAGCCAAAGGAGUUAUAGCUCAAGCACUUCGUCAUAUUCCUGCAUCAGUUAGAUGUUGGAUUAAAGCUGCUGAACUAGAAACAGAGCUCAAGGCUAAAAAGAAAGUCUACAAAAAGGCUUUAGGUCAUAUUCCAAACUCUGUGCGUCUAUGGAAGGCAGCUGUUGAACUGGAAGAUGCUGAAGAUGCUAGGAUUCUUUUAAGCAGAGCUGUAGAGUGCUGCCCAACAAAUACCGACCUCUGGCUGGCAUUGGCUAGACUUGAAACAUAUGAAAAUGCCCGUAAAGUAUUAAAUAAAGCUCGAGAGAACAUUCCUACAGACCGACUUAUUUGGAUUACUGCAGCAAAAUUGGAAGAAGCUAAUGGAAAUAGCAGAAUGGUUGAAAAAAUUAUUGAUCGUGCUGUCACAUCACUUAGAGCUAAUGGUGUAGAAAUCAACAGAGACCAGUGGUUAAAUGAUGCAGUUGAGUGUGAAAAAGCUGGUUCAGUGCUUACUUGUCAAGCUAUAGUUCGUACUGUGAUAGGUAUUGGUGUUGAAGAUGAAGAUCGGAAGCAUGCUUGGAUGGAAGAUGCUGAAUCGUGUGCCACACAAGGUGCUUAUGAAUGUGCCAGAGCAAUUUAUGCCCAUGCUUUGUCCAUGUUUCCGAGCAAAAAGAGUAUAUGGUUAAGAGCUGCAUAUUUUGAAAAAAAUCAUGGAACAAGAGAAUCUCUUGAAGCAGUGUUGCAACGAGCUGUUGCACAUUGUCCUAAAGCUGAAGUAUUAUGGCUGAUGGGUGCAAAAUCAAAGUGGCUUGCUGGCGACGUUCCUGCUGCCCGUAGUAUAUUAUCGUUAGCUUUUCAAGCUAAUCCUAACAGUGAAGAAAUCUGGCUUGCUGCUGUCAAGCUUGAAAGUGAAAAUAAUGAAUAUGAAAGAGCUCGCCGAUUGCUUGCUAAAGCUAGAGCAAGUGCUCCAACUGCACGUGUCAUAAUGAAAUCUGUGCGAUUAGAAUGGGCACUGGGAGAUUUGAAAAAAGCAAAUAUUCUGCUUGAUGAAGGUUUGAAACAGUAUCCAGAUUUUGCUAAAUUGUGGAUGAUGAGAGGUCAAAUUCUGGAACAAGAAGGACGUGUUCAUGAAGCCAGAGAUGUUUAUAAUCAAGGAAUAAAAAGGUGUCCAAAUUCUAUUCCUUUAUGGCUGCUGUUGUCUCAGUUAGAGGAAAGAACUGGAGCAUUAAUUAAAGCACGUUCAGUCCUUGAGAAAGCUCGUCUAAAAAAUCCAAAGAAUCCUCAGCUGUUGUUAGAAUCAAUACGAGUUGAACUGCGUGGUGGAUUAAAAGAUAUUGCUCUAAAUUUAAUGGCUAAAGCUAUGCAAGAAUGUCCAAACAGUGGCAUAUUAUGGGCUGAGGCCAUAUUUCUUGAAGCAAGGCCUCAACGAAAGACUAAAAGUGUUGAUGCACUGAAGAGAUGCGAACAUGAUCCUCAUGUUUUGUUAGCUGUAUCAAAGUAAA
This is a messenger RNA of Stegodyphus dumicola, 2115 nucleotides long. RefSeq names its product pre-mRNA processing factor 6 (gene Prp6). Gene Ontology annotation, biological process: mRNA splicing, via spliceosome; spliceosomal tri-snRNP complex assembly. Gene Ontology annotation, cellular component: catalytic step 2 spliceosome; U4/U6 x U5 tri-snRNP complex. The record is from RefSeq and is a predicted model, not a curated record. Gene Ontology annotation, molecular function: protein binding. NCBI's taxonomy places the organism in Eukaryota, Metazoa, Arthropoda, Arachnida, Araneae, Eresidae.